Molecule: messenger RNA, 1620 nt
Organism: Acanthisitta chloris (rifleman)
Lineage: Eukaryota; Metazoa; Chordata; Aves; Passeriformes; Acanthisittidae
Gene: RBBP5
Product: retinoblastoma binding protein 5
Exons: 14
Coding region: 1-1620 (539 amino acids)
Cellular component (GO): Set1C/COMPASS complex
Molecular function (GO): protein binding
Source: RefSeq, a predicted model, not a curated record
AUGAACCUGGAGCUGCUCGAGUCCUUCGGCCAGAACUACCCCGAGGAGGCCGAUGGGACCCUGGACUGCAUCAGCAUGGCCCUGACCUGCACCUUCAACCGCUGGGGCACUCUGCUCGCCGUGGGCUGCAACGACGGCAGGAUCGUCAUCUGGGACUUCCUCACCAGGGGCAUUGCCAAGAUCAUCAGUGCACACAUCCACCCUGUCUGCUCCCUCUGCUGGAGCAGGGAUGGCCACAAGUUGGUGAGUGCCUCGACUGACAACAUCGUGUCGCAGUGGGAUGUGCUCUCAGGGGACUGUGACCAGCGAUUUCGCUUCCCUUCUCCCAUCCUCAAAGUCCAGUACCACCCCAGGGACCAGAACAGAGUGCUGGUGUGUCCCAUGAAGUCAGCCCCAGUGAUGCUGACCCUGUCAGACUCCAAACACGUUGUGCUGCCUGUGGAUGAUGAUUCUGACCUCAACGUUGUGGCCUCCUUCGACAGGAGAGGGGAAUACAUCUACACAGGCAAUGCCAAGGGCAAGAUCUUGGUCUUAAAAACAGACACUCAGGAUCUUGUUGCUUCCUUCAGAGUGACCACAGGGACCAGCAACACCACAGCCAUCAAAUCCAUCGAGUUCGCUCGGAAAGGGAGCUGCUUCCUCAUCAACACUGCUGACAGGAUCAUCCGUGUCUACGACGGCCGCGAGAUCCUCACCUGUGGCAGGGAUGGGGAGCCUGAGCCCAUGCAGAAGCUGCAGGACUUAGUCAACAGGACCCCCUGGAAGAAGUGCUGUUUCUCUGGGGAUGGGGAGUACAUCGUGGCAGGUUCAGCACGACAACAUGCCCUGUACAUCUGGGAGAAGAGCAUUGGGAACCUGGUGAAGAUCCUCCAUGGAACCAGGGGAGAGCUGCUCCUGGAUGUAGCAUGGCAUCCUGUCAGACCCAUCAUAGCCUCUAUUUCCAGUGGGGUCGUAUCAAUAUGGGCUCAGAAUCAAGUGGAGAACUGGAGUGCCUUUGCCCCUGACUUCAAGGAGCUGGAUGAGAACGUGGAGUAUGAGGAGAGAGAGUCAGAGUUUGACAUCGAGGAUGAAGACAAGAGUGAACCAGAGCAGACAGGUGCUGAUGCUGCAGAGGAUGAAGAAGUGGAUGUGACGAGUGUGGAUCCCAUUGCAGCCUUCUGCAGCAGUGAUGAGGAACUGGAGGACUCCAAGGCUCUGCUGUACUUGCCCAUUGCUCCUGAAGUGGAAGAUCCAGAGGAAAACCCCUAUGGACCUCCCCCAGAUGCUGUCCAGAGCUCUCUGACUGAUGAGGGCCUGGGCUCUGAGAAGAAGAGACAAUCCUCCUCUGAUGGACCUCAGGCACCAAAGAAGAAGCCCAAAACCACCAACAUAGAACUCCAAGGAGUCCCUAACGAUGAGGUCCAUCCGCUGCUGGGGGUGAAGGGAGAUGGUAAAUCCAAGAAGAAGCAAGCAGGCAGGCCUAAAGGAUCAAAAGGUAAAGACAAAGAUUCUCCAUUUAAACCGAAACUCUACAAAGGGGACAGAGGUGCUUUACCUCUGGAAGGAGCAGCGAAGGGUAAAGUGCAGGCCGAGCUGGGACAGCCCUUGCCAGCAGGUGGUGCAAUCUCAGAGUUGUUAUGA